Molecule: messenger RNA, 3189 nt
Organism: Penicillium bovifimosum
Lineage: Eukaryota; Fungi; Ascomycota; Eurotiomycetes; Eurotiales; Aspergillaceae
Product: Fibronectin type III domain protein
Exons: 4
Coding region: 1-3189 (1062 amino acids)
Molecular function (GO): protein binding
Source: RefSeq, a predicted model, not a curated record
AUGGCAGUGGUUCCCCGCGUGAGAGUGCGAGGCGUCAUGACCCUCUUCCUCGCCGUCUCGAUCUUGUGGGCCUUGAUCUGGCUUCUAUACCGGGCAUGGCAGGUCUGUCAAACCUCAAAUGAUGUCCUGGUGGAGAAACUGGGCCUUGACAUUCCUCCACCGCCAGAGGUCACACUCGAGGAGAUCACGGCUCGCGAAAUUCGCAUUGCUUGGAAACAGCCAGACUUCCAUAACUCAAUACAUAAGCAUAUUAUUCAAGUGAAUAACGUGAAAGUGGGUGAAUCCAAACGAGCGGAAACAGCGGUGGAGAUAUCGAAUUUAUUACCCGGGAGCAUUUACCACGUCUGCGUUCUUUCCCUGAGUGCCGCCAAUUUUCAAACACCCAGUGCGAUCCUUCAUGUUCGCACGAAAUCCCUUCCGCUGUCCGAAAGCCAGCAAAAUGGCAAUGCCGGGGGUCCGAUUAUCCGCGCAUCAAUACCUAGGUCUACUGUAGGCCUGCCCGCGCCAUCUGCUCCCAUCAUGUCUCGCGAGCAUAGUGCAGGCCAAUUGCCGAAACGGCCCUCAGCUGGACGGAAGAUGUCGCCCGCAGCUGGCACAAUGGACGUUUCGCACGGACAAUUCGAAGAGACCAUCAAAAGCAGAGCAAAGACUGCCAGAGAUGAGACUUUGGAGCAGCUAGCAGAUCGUCUGAAGACUUUACAGCAUGAGAAUGAGAGCGUGGAGAAGCAGGGGGCAGAGGAGGAAGAAGAGCACAUUGCAUUACUAAAAGACCUUGAAAAUCAGCGCAGUGAACUGCGGAAGCGCGUUAGGGAGAAGGACGAAGCAAGUGGCGAUCUGAAAAGGCACGUCUACAAGCUGGAAAGUGUCAAUCGGUCUGUGCAGGGCGAAAAGUCAAAGCGCAUGAGACUUCUCCAGCAAAAAGAGGCGGAGCGCAAGAAACGCAAAAACGACAUUCUCCGGUGGCAGGAGAAGAUUGCGCGCAUGAAUGCCGACGCUGCGCAAGCGAAGGAAGACAAGACCAGGAUUGAAGAAGAAGGGACGGUGCGCGCAGACGAGGUCCGGGCCAAGAUCGCGAAAGAGCAGGCGGAGAUGAAGACAAUCGACGACGAGAUCCAAGAUAAAGGUGGACGGGUCAAGAAGCUCGAAGAGGAAAGAAUGGGGUUGCAAGAAGGUGAUAGCGAGGAUGGCAAGGAGCUAGACCGGAUUGACAACGAGCGAGCUCGUCAGUGGGAGCACAAGCUCGGUGCCCUUCACUCGCGCUAUGCUACGCUUGUGAACCUGCAUGCGCAGGCCCAGCAACAAUAUCAAGAAGCCCAAGAACGCUUGAAGUGGCUUACAGCUCAGCGACCCGGAAGCGCAGGCCCCUUUGCCUUGCCGACUAUGGAAUUUGACAUGACGAAUUCGUCCACGAUUCGACCCCGUCGCCAUCGCGGCUCACUCAAUAGCAAUGUGUCCUCCCCUGUGAACUUCCCGGGCAUCGAGACGUCGUUUUCAAACAGCUUCAAUUACAAUACAUCUGGUCAUUCACCUACCUUUCCCCCGAGCUCUGCGUUUUUCAAUAUCAACAAUGGCAUGGCCCUUGCCGGUCUGUCUGAACCCCCGGAGAUCAUGCGCUCAGAUACGGAAGUCGCUUUCAAUAACCCUCAGAUGAGUCCCCGCGCAGGCGCCCUCCUACCAUCCGACCUUCUUGGUGACGAGGAGUCGCCGGAAUUCCCACGCGUGACUCGUCCGAGGUUUUCGACUAUGGAGACACCUAGCAACCCCUUGGACACUUUCGGCCACGGCCCAGCGUCGCCCGUUUCUUCGGACAGUCGAGCUGGAAGCAUUUUUGCCAGCCCAAUGGAACCCCAAACCCGGCAGGACGAAUCUCAAGGAGUGCAUUUAUCUGCUGCUGGGGAUGCCCCGAAAAGUGCAUCGCGAAGGCUUUCUGGACUGUUUAGCUUCCAUCGGCCUCGUGGAAAGACUCUGGCAGACGAAUCACCUAUGCUGGGCACUUUGAAGCCCGGCCAGAGCCAGUCCUUCCCCCGUAACGUCGACGAGCUGGACCCAAUUGGCGUACGGCGUCGACGAUCUAGCUAUACCGGAAACUGGGCGAAUCCGAUGUCAUUGUUCCCUCGAAGCAACACAGCCGGUGUUACUCUGGACAGCUCUUCUGACCAUGCACCCUCACGACGAGCUGCCUUUUCGAAUAUUUUCUCAUCUAGCAAAUUUGGGUUUGGUGGUGCUGGAACCCGCGGGAAUUCCGAUCUUAGCAGUGGGUACAAUCAAUUCAGUCCUCGGCAUGAUCCUAUUGAUCCAUCGUCGCUUCUUGGCGGCGUUCGACGUGGCUCUCUGUCGCCACGGCCUUCACCGACCUCGUUCGACAACCAGAAUCAGCUUCCUCAUCCGUCGACAGAUAAUCGCCAUUUCGGAUGGCCAUCGACUGAAGGCGCCGGUCAUCGCAACAGCCCGCUUGGAUUUGACUGGGCCUCGCCUUCCACCUGGUCUCGAGCCCCUUCCAGGCGGCCUUCAAUCCAGUACGGAUCAUCGGGCCAUCUUCCUCUUGGUCUGGCCGGUGAGCCUGAUAUUGUGCAGGACACGUUUGAUCGACACCCUCGACCACUCCAAGCACCGAUUGGCACCCGCCCGUCGUCGUCUCAUCGACCACUGACUCCAAAGCUGAAUCCUGCUGCCCCUGCAUUCACAACCGUUCUCACGGACGAAAAGUCGGAAGGAAAAGAGAAAGGCAGAGCCAGUGAUUCUCAUAGUCCGUUUAACUUCAAUGAGUACGAUGGAUCUCCUUCUGAAUCCCGCACAUCCCGCUCCCUCUCGCACUUCACCGGCGAUUCAUACGAAUCCCUGGAGCGCAUGCCAUCUGGAGCCUCCUUGGACAAUGCUUCUAAGGAAUCUUUCAUUCGCAAGAUUACCCGUAAAGGCAGUUCCAGCAAAUUCAGCUCAUGGAAGGAUCGCUCGGGACUCUUUUCUAAGAAGGCGGACUCCUCGCAAGGAGAUAUUGACGAGGAAGCCAGCGAAGCCCAGCUCGGCAAGAGCGUCGAUAGUACCGUCUCGAGUAUGACAUCUGCCGACCGAUCGACCCGCAGUCUAGGAUUCUUCUCUCGCAAGUCCCGCAAGUCCGACAAGGCUAGUGAGACUAGCGAGCGAGCUAGUGAGACUGGCGAUGAAGAGAUUACGGAGGGGGCUGAGAUCUGA